Messenger RNA from Maudiozyma saulgeensis, 705 nucleotides. The record is from the annotation of a GenBank genome assembly. NCBI's taxonomy places the organism in Eukaryota, Fungi, Ascomycota, Saccharomycetes, Saccharomycetales, Saccharomycetaceae.
AUGUCACAGAAUUCUUCUAGUAUACUGAACAAACCUACGAAUUUAUCACUUAACGACGAUACAUAUAAACCGGAUUUCAGAGGUGUUCCAAGCCAAGCACUGGAUGCAAUUAGGAUGAGGUUAGCUCAACUUACACAUUCUCUUCGUAAGAUUAGGGAUGAUCUUUCGAAGGCAGAACUACCACAAUGGUACUCGUUACAAUCACAACUAAAUGUUACUCUGACACAAUUGAUGUCCGUAACCUCCACAUUAGAACAUUUCCAUGAUACACUGGAUGCUACCGUAGUAUAUCCAUUGCCUAAAUUUCCGACGACAUCACAUGAGACGUUGUUAACUACGCUUUUAAGAAAGAAGUACACUCCUGAAGUAGAUGAAUGGCUCAGUGAAUCAAGAGAAGCGUCGGGAUUAGACCAGGCUCAACUGACAACAAAAAAUGUUAAACAAGUACUACAGAAGGAUAAAGAGUGUACAAAAUGGGCUCUUGAUAUAUUUUCGAAUGAAUUCGAGAAAUACAACUUCAAGGGUCUAAAGACCAAAAAGGAACAGAUGGAGGGUGACCAGAUGGAAAUCGAUUACAUACCUGCAUCUCAAAAUAUCAAACCUUCUUCACCAUUUGUGAUAGAAGAUGUACUCAACUUUGUAUAUCGUGGGGAAGAACAAGGUGAAAAAUCUGAGAAUGAGAGAGAUGACUCAGUAACAAACUAA